This is a messenger RNA of Vanessa tameamea, 1290 nucleotides long. RefSeq names its product ornithine aminotransferase, mitochondrial (gene Oat). Gene Ontology annotation, cellular component: cytoplasm. Gene Ontology annotation, molecular function: identical protein binding; pyridoxal phosphate binding; L-ornithine transaminase activity. The transcript is spliced from 9 exons. The record is from RefSeq and is a predicted model, not a curated record. Bases 4 to 1224 code for a protein of 406 amino acids. NCBI's taxonomy places the organism in Eukaryota, Metazoa, Arthropoda, Insecta, Lepidoptera, Nymphalidae.
AGAAUGGCCCAGCAAAAAUCCCUAUCCUCAAAGGAAAUUUUCGCACUAGAAGAUCAAUAUGGAUGCCGAAAUUAUGCGCCGUUAUCUGUUGCAUUGUGCCGUGGAGAAGGGGUUUUCGUAUGGGAUGUAGAAGGCAAGAAAUAUUAUGACUUUUUGAGCGCCUACUCAGCUGUGAACCAAGGUCACUGCCAUCCUAGAAUAGUAAAAGCGCUCAAGGAACAGGCUGAUAAAUUGACACUUGUGUCUAGAGCAUUCUAUUCAGACCAGCUUGGUAAAUAUGAGAAGUUUAUGACAGAAUUGCUGGGUUAUGACAGACUAUUGCCAAUGAACACUGGUGUCGAGGGCGGGGAGAGUGCAUGCAAGAUAGCUCGGAAAUGGGGUUACGAUGUCAAAAAGAUACCAAAGGACCAGGCCAAGAUAAUAUUUGCCGAAGGUAAUUUUUGGGGACGCACGCUGUCGGCCGUGUCUUCGUCGUCGGACCCCGUUUGUUACCAAGGUUUCGGCCCUUACAUGCCCUGCCUCGAACUCGUUCCGUACAACAACAUUCCAGCGCUAGAGAAAGCGCUUCAAGAUCCAACAGUAGCGGCAUUUAUGGUAGAACCUAUUCAAGGUGAAGCUGGUGUAAUUAUUCCCGAUGAUGGUUACUUAAGGAAAGUUCGAGAACUCUGCACAAAGUACAACGUGCUUUGGAUCGCAGACGAGGUGCAAACUGGAUUAGGGCGAACUGGCAAGCUGUUGGCGGUGGAACACGAAGGAGUGAAGCCAGACAUUCUUAUUUUGGGCAAGGCUCUCAGUGGUGGAGUACUUCCAGUUUCAGCUGUCUUAGCUAAUAACAGCGUCAUGGGUGUAAUAAAGCCUGGCACACACGGGUCGACGUACGGCGGCAAUCCCCUUGCGUGUGCUGUCGCCACGGAGGCCAUUAAGGUAUUGUUGGAAGAGAAAUUGUGUGAAAACUCAGAGAGACUGGGACAAGUGUUCCGCGAGGAAUUGGAGAAGAUCCCAAAGUCCAAGGUGGUGACCGUCCGCGGCAGGGGACUGAUGUUUGCCAUCGAUGUCCACGACAGUAUUCCCGCGUACGAUAUUUGUCUCCGGCUAAAAGAAGCGGGUCUGUUGGCGAAGACAACUCACGGGCAAACGAUCCGCCUGGCGCCGCCCCUCGUCAUCUCCGAGGAGCAACUGAGACAGGGAGCGAGCAUCAUCCAGAAAGUGUUCCAAGCUUAUUAGAAUUAAUAUAUAUUUUUUAUAUAAAAAUAAUAUCAUAAUAUUAUUUAUUCAUAAAGAAAAACGCAA